Acromyrmex echinatior (Panamanian leafcutter ant) is the source of this 593-nucleotide messenger RNA. RefSeq names its product Ubiquinol-cytochrome c reductase 6.4 kDa subunit (gene UQCR-6.4). NCBI's taxonomy places the organism in Eukaryota, Metazoa, Arthropoda, Insecta, Hymenoptera, Formicidae. The record is from RefSeq and is a predicted model, not a curated record. Gene Ontology annotation, biological process: mitochondrial electron transport, ubiquinol to cytochrome c.
GAUCGACCUGGAAUCGAGACGAGGAGCGCCCUGAUAUUUUUCUCUAUUGUCGUCAAAAGUGUUUACAACACUUUUUAAGCCUAGUUCGAUCUCCUAUUCUUUAUACUCCAUGCUUGACAUCAUGUUUCUGAACUAGAUAACUUUAUAUUUUGUGCAGAGACUUAUUUCUUGUUUCCUAUUCUCUGUACUCCUGAAGUGCUCCAACUUUUACUUUCUUUGGCAUAAAAAUAAAAGAUUUGUUACUGCAAAUUCAAUAUAAAAAAAAAAUGCCUCUGCAAAAGAACAUCAAAUUAAUAAAUUGGCGAGGGUUGAACCCAAAACCACUUCCCUGGAUACGCCCAUGGACAUCUACAGUGGCUUAUGGGACUAGCGCAUGGUUAUCACUGUUAUACUUUACAGACUGGAAAGCAGUGGUGCGAUAUAUUCCAUUUUAUGGUAGCAAAUUUCAAGAAUAGAUUACGAGAUCAUUCAAUAAGAUUAUGUAAUAGUUUUAUUGGAACGAUAGAGAUUCUAUUGUACCAUGCUAUAUUUACAUCUGAUCUGUUUAUUUAAAUUAUAAGAUAUUAAUAAAGAAACAUAUGUAAAUUGAUAAA